Messenger RNA from Vicugna pacos (alpaca), 4994 nucleotides. The record is from RefSeq and is a predicted model, not a curated record. Lineage: Eukaryota; Metazoa; Chordata; Mammalia; Artiodactyla; Camelidae.
GCCGGGAGCGUCUGUCAGGCAGUGGGAGGGAAAAGCGCAUGGAGCCACCGGCCCACUCUUGGGCGAAACUCGCCAGAAAAGCACCCGCCCUGCCCCCGCCCCCCUCCUCCCCGCCGGCUUCUGCUGGUUUCUUGGGGGAGGUGGUGCUGAAAGACAACUUUGGGGAACUUGAAGGAGAGGGGUGUGUGGCGAACAGAGCCUCAUUAGGCCCCGGCUUAGACUCCUAUGCCGGUACAGGGGGGCAGUGGGCGGGCCAGGUCUGGUCGGGUCUCGGGCCUGAGCCGCGUCCCGAGCGGCUGCAGCAGCGAGGCGGGGCGGGCCGGGCUAGGGCCCCAGGAGCAGUUCCCCGUCCAGCCUCGUGGGGGCGCCGGCGCUGCCGAUCAGGUGACCGAGCGGUCGUCCGGGGCUGCGGGAAGCAGCCUCGUUCUCAGCCGCCGUAGACGCCGCCGCCGCUGCCGCCGCCACACCUAGUGGAGGAGCCCGGGAAGGCGGCUCGCGGGGGUAGCUGGGGCGGAGAGCGCCGGGGGUGGGACGCAAGGGCGGUAGGCGGAAGGCGGACGGCUGCCGCGGCGCGGGCUGCAGCGGGGAAAAGGACCCCGAGGCGUCCGCCGCGGCUCCCUCUGUCACCGGCGCGGGAUUGGGGCGCAACGGCUAUGGGCGCUCUCCCCUGAGGCGGAGGUCGCGGGAGGGAGGGGAGGAGGCCCGACAGAGGUAGCUGCGGAGGCCGCGGGCUGGUGACUGCGCGCGAGGCGGCCGGCGGCGACACCACGACCACCACCACCACCACCAUGUCGCGCUCCGUGCUGCAACCCAGUCAGCAGAAGCUGGCGGAGAAGCUCACCAUCCUCAACGACCGGGGCGUCGGCAUGCUCACCCGCCUCUACAACAUCAAGAAGCAAGGACAAGUUUGGAAGGCUUGUGGAGACCCCAAGGCAAAACCAUCCUACCUUAUUGACAAAAACCUGGAAUCAGCUGUGAAAUUCAUAGUCAGAAAAUUCCCUGCAGUAGAAACUCGCAACAACAAUCAACAGCUUGCACAACUACAGAAAGAAAAAUCAGAGAUUCUGAAAAAUCUGGCAUUAUAUUACUUCACAUUUGUAGAUGUUAUGGAAUUUAAGGACCAUGUUUGUGAAUUGCUGAAUACUAUUGAUGUUUGCCAAGUCUUCUUUGACAUUACUGUAAACUUUGAUUUAACAAAGAACUACUUAGAUCUGAUUAUAACUUAUACAACACUAAUGAUACUGCUGUCUCGAAUUGAAGAAAGGAAGGCAAUCAUUGGAUUAUACAACUAUGCUCACGAAAUGACCCAUGGAGCAAGUGACCGAGAAUACCCACGCCUUGGUCAGAUGAUUGUGGAUUAUGAAAAUCCUUUAAAGAAGAUGAUGGAAGAAUUUGUGCCCCAUAGCAAGUCUCUUUCAGAUGCACUGAUUUCUCUUCAGAUGGUGUAUCCCCGAAGGAAUCUUUCAGCUGACCAGUGGAGAAAUGCCCAGUUACUGAGUCUCAUCAGUGCACCAAGUACAAUGCUUAACCCAGCACAGUCUGACACUAUGCCUUGUGAAUAUCUCUCCUUGGAUGCCAUGGAAAAAUGGAUUAUCUUUGGCUUUAUUUUGUGCCAUGGGAUCCUAAAUACUGAUACAACAGCACUGAACCUUUGGAAGCUAGCUCUUCAAAGUAGUUCUUGCCUCUCUCUCUUUCGGGAUGAAGUUUUCCACAUUCACAAAGCUGCGGAAGACUUAUUUGUAAACAUACGAGGCUAUAAUAAGCGUAUUAAUGACAUAAGAGAAUGCAAAGAGGCAGCUGUGUCACAUGCUGGUUCAAUGCACAGAGAAAGACGCAAGUUUUUAAGGUCUGCACUGAAAGAAUUGGCUACUGUCCUCUCUGAUCAACCUGGUUUGCUAGGUCCCAAGGCACUUUUUGUUUUUAUGGCAUUAUCCUUUGCCCGUGAUGAAAUUAUCUGGCUGCUUCGUCAUGCAGAUAACAUGCCAAAGAAGAGUGCAGAUGACUUUAUAGAUAAGCACAUUGCUGAAUUAAUAUUUUACAUGGAAGAGCUUAGAGCACAUGUAAGGAAGUAUGGACCUGUAAUGCAGAGGUAUUACGUGCAGUACCUUUCUGGCUUUGAUGCUGUUGUCCUCAAUGAACUUGUGCAGAAUCUUUCUGUUUGUCCUGAAGAUGAAUCAAUCAUCAUGUCCUCUUUUGUUAACACUAUGACUUCUCUAAGUGUAAAACAAGUGGAAGAUGGGGAAGUAUUUGAUUUCAGAGGAAUGAGAUUAGAUUGGUUUAGAUUACAGGCAUAUACUAGUGUCUCUAAGGCUUCACUUAGCCUUUCAGAUCACAGAGAACUUGGAAAGAUGAUGAAUACAAUAAUUUUUCACACAAAAAUGGUAGAUUCCCUGGUGGAAAUGUUGGUGGAAACAUCAGAUCUGUCCAUAUUUUGUUUUUAUAGUCGUGCUUUUGAGAAGAUGUUCCAACAGUGUCUGGAGUUACCCUCUCAGUCACGAUACUCAAUUGCAUUUCCACUACUUUGCACUCAUUUUAUGAGUUGCACACAUGAACUGUGUCCAGAAGAGCGACAUCAUAUUGGAGACCGCAGUCUUUCUUUAUGUAAUAUGUUCCUCGAUGAAAUGGCCAAACAAGCUCGAAAUCUCAUCACUGAUAUUUGCACGGAACAGUGUACUCUUAGUGACCAGUUGCUGCCUAAGCAUUGUGCCAAAACCAUCAGUCAAGCAGUGAAUAAAAAGUCAAAAAAACAGACUGGUAAGAAAGGGGAACCUGAAAGGGAAAAACCAGGAGUUGAGAGCAUGAGGAAAAACAGACUGGUAGUGACCAACCUUGAUAAAUUGCACACUGCACUUUCUGAGUUGUGUUUCUCUAUAAAUUAUGUACCAAACAUGGUGGUUUGGGAACAUACCUUUACCCCACGAGAAUAUUUGACUUCUCAUCUGGAAAUCCGCUUUACUAAGUCAAUUGUUGGAAUGACUAUGUAUAAUCAAGCCACACAGGAAAUUGCAAAACCAUCAGAGCUUCUAACAAGUGUAAGAGCAUAUAUGACUGUACUCCAGUCAAUAGAAAACUAUGUGCAAAUUGAUAUUACAAGAGUAUUUAAUAAUGUUCUUCUUCAACAAACACAACAUUUAGACAGUCAUGGAGAGCCAACCAUUACAAGUCUAUACACAAAUUGGUAUUUGGAAACUUUGUUAAGACAAGUCAGCAAUGGUCAUAUAGCUUAUUUCCCUGCAAUGAAAGCAUUUGUGAAUUUACCUACAGAAAAUGAAUUAACAUUCAAUGCAGAGGAAUAUUCUGACAUAUCAGAAAUGAGGUCGUUGUCAGAACUUCUAGGCCCAUAUGGUAUGAAGUUCCUAAGUGAAAGCCUUAUGUGGCAUAUUUCAUCACAAGUUGCUGAACUUAAGAAACUUGUGGUGGAGAAUGUUGAUGUGCUAACACAAAUGAGGACCAGCUUUGACAAACCCGACCAGAUGGCUGCACUCUUCAAAAGAUUAUCGUCUGUUGACAGUGUCUUGAAGAGGAUGACAAUAAUUGGUGUAAUUUUAUCCUUCAGAUCAUUGGCACAAGAAGCACUUAGAGAUGUCUUGUCCUACCACAUUCCUUUUCUUGUAAGUUCAAUUGAAGAUUUCAAAGAUCACAUUCCAAGGGAAACUGAUAUGAAGGUUGCAAUGAAUGUGUAUGAAUUAUCAUCUGCUGCUGGAUUACCUUGUGAGAUUGAUCCUGCCUUAGUGGUAGCCCUUUCCUCACAAAAAUCAGAAAACAUAAGUCCAGAAGAAGAAUAUAAAAUUGCCUGCCUCCUCAUGGUCUUUGUGGCAGUUUCUUUGCCAACACUGGCCAGCAAUGUGAUGUCUCAGUAUAGCCCUGCUAUAGAAGGGCACUGCAACAACAUACAUUGCUUGGCCAAAGCCAUCAACCAGAUCGCUGCAGCGUUGUUUACAAUUCACAAAGGAAGCAUUGAAGAUCGGCUUAAAGAAUUUCUGGCGCUUGCAUCCUCCAGUCUACUGAAAAUUGGCCAGGAGACAGAUAAAACAACAACAAGAAAUAGAGAAUCUGUUUAUUUACUGUUAGAUAUGAUUGUGCAGGAAUCCCCAUUCCUUACAAUGGAUCUUUUGGAAUCUUGUUUUCCUUAUGUCUUGCUGAGAAAUGCGUACCAUGCUGUCUACAAGCAAAGUGUUACAUCUUCUGCAUAAAGAUAUCUACUUACUGAAGACAAGCACGCAUUUUUGUUGCCUCGGUUUUAUCUGUAAACUGUGGAACUAUUUUACCUUAAGGCCUGAAACACAGUUUUGUGGAUUAUAAAUUUCUUUCAUACGAUUGUAUUUUCUGAUCAUUGGUUUCUUAAUAUGGCUGUACUUCAGUAUACUUGGUUGAUUUAGGUUGCACAUUCACUGAAUUCACUGAAAUUAUUCCAAUAAUUUUAGAGUAUCAUUUGUUUGAAAAACAUUAUCUCUAUGUUUUUGAUAUUUGAUAAUGAAAAAAACUCUUUGCUUGUUUAUUUCUGAAAAAAAAUUGUAUUUAGUGAUUAUUUUAGAUAGUGAUAUUAGGGCAUUCAUCUGUGUGUAAAUUAUUUCAUAUAGGGAAGAGUUCUGACCUGUACCUAUGGUUCUUAUUGAAAACAAAACUGGAUGUGCAUUUCUGUGAUGUUAUGAAUACAUUUCUACUUUAUUUUGAAACAUUUGCCAAACUAAUUACUAUAACACUGUAUAACACUAAAAAUGGACUGCUUAGAAGCAGACAGUGCCCCAAAACUCUAAUAAAACAGCAGCAUAUGUUGUUGCUUGUAUAAAGCCUAGUGAUAAUUUUUAGACUAAUUUCCAUGGUGCCCUGUUGGCAUUAGCACUAUCAUUGUACCCUGCUGUAUAAUAAACAAUCUUAGACAUUUAUCAGCUGUUGAUACAAAUGUUAGUCCCUAAUCACUUUUUAUAUGUUUUAAAUUUUUGAAAUUCAAGUGUACCUGCCAUAACAUAAAAUAAACACUAGACUGUAUCACA